AGUCGCCUCUUUUGCAAUCCAUCUUGUUCUUUUCGUGUGCAUUGGCAAGGCCACGAUGAUCCAGAUCCUGCGAAAUGGCAUUGACAUAACCCGGCACCACAUCAAAGGCAUCUACGUAUGCAUGGUGGGGAAGGACAGGGAGAAACCCGAAGCCUUCGGACAGUCCGCGAUGGCAGAGGUGAUUUGCACCCUGCGGGAAGGUGAGCCGCAGAACGAGGACUGGGCGGGCGAAGGGGAGGAGGCGUCUUCGGCCUGGCGCGGGUCUUCCUUCACCACGAGGAGCAAAAGCGGCACCAAGUACAGCCCCAUCUCCGUCUCCUACCAGGACCGGCACAUCACCUUCCGGCCCUGGGACCCCGAGAGCUGCGCGCUGGCCGCGGCCAUCCACAACCGCAUCAUCCACUUCCCCAUCCGCCCGAAGGGAGUGGUCUUCAGCUUGGGCUGCUCCUUGCAAACUUUGAGUCACAUCUCGGACACCUUGGGCCCCAAGGGCCGGCUGAUCGCCGUGUUGCACGACCCAUCGGCGUGCCCACAGGAGCGCAUCAGUGCCUUCAUGAAGAGGCAUGCCAACACGACAGUCAUCAUCCAUGACAUACAAGCCGCAACGCUGGAAAGCUACGAGCGGCUGCUCAGCCUGCCGAGUUCCAGCAGGACGGCCUUCCUGAUGGCGCUGCACCCGCGCUUGGGCAAGGAGUCCCCUGCCAGGCUUCUCAAGGAGAACCCGCAGAAACUCUGCAGGCACAUUUUCGACUUUUUAGAAUGCUCCGACCCAGCCUACGUGAAGAGCUUGAUCGUGUGGCACUGGCCAGAGACGAGGACAGGUGAGAGCACUGAGACGGUGCCCAUCGGGCGCGAGGCGCAGGUGGAGGAGGUCCGCGAGGUGGUUCUCAAUCACAUUGACAUCCUGCAUAGCUGGAGGAAGCCCUCAAGUGAUGCAAAGGAACGGUCUGAGACAGAGAACAGCGAUCAAAAGCGGAAGGCAGAGAAAGAAAACUCGGAGACCGAAGGAAGCGAACAGAAGCAAAAGAUGUGGGUCUUUUUGGACAUGCGAACGGACACCCAGGAAGGUUUGGACAUGAAAACCGUUAGUGAGAUGAAGUGGCUGAAUGGCGGGUUGCGGACAGGCCUUGUCGCCAAGGAGCAGCUGGCUCUUUUGCCGUGGUUCCCGGAUCACGCCUUGCUGGUGCUAAAGUAUGCGAUACAUCGGGAUGAGCGACGGCAAAAGAAGGUUCUGGCCCCGCCAGGUCUGACAGAGGAGAGGCAGCCAACUGUGCCACAAGCCAUGCCUGUGCCUUCGUUUUUGGAGAAGGAGAAGAAGCGGCACCGGGAGCCCCGCGAGCCCCGGGAGCCCCGAGAGCCGAGGGACCCGAGGGAGCCUCGGGAGCCGCGGGACCCCCGAGAUCCUCGGGACCCACGGAAUGAGAAAAGCGAGAAGAGCGAGAAGAGCGAGAAGAGCGAGAACAAGAGUCGAGAGUCGGCGUCUGGGCCCCUUCCGUGGGAAGAUUUGGACCUCUCCUUGGCCAUGGCUACAGCCAAUGCCAACUUGGCAAGGUUCCAGCCCCCGUACACGAUGGCCAACCUGCCCCUGGCCAACAUGAACAUGUCUGGCAUGCCUGGCAUGCCUAGCGUGCCUAGCAUGCCUAGCAUGCCUCAGAACGUGCUGUCACUCCUUCAGGAAAAUGAGUUGGCGGCUCUCAUCGCACAGCAGUCAGGCCAACGCCAACCCAGUCACGCCAGCCACGCCAGCCACGCCACCCACGCCACCCACGCCAGCCACGCCAGUCCCAGCGGCAGCCACGGGUAUGUGAACGAGUGGCAAGGGAGUGGAGCGCACGGUGCAGUUGGAGCAGUUGGAGCACCUGGUCUCGGACAGGGCCGGAUGGGCUGUGGAGGUUGCGGAUGUGGCCCUUGCAGUGCUCCGUGUGGAUGUUGCAUGGGUAUGGGCAUGGGCAACGUGGGCAACGUAGGCAACGUGGGCAACGUGGGCAACGUUGGCAACGCUGGCAACUUCAAGGGCUUCGGCAAAGGCCAGAAGCCUUCGAACUCGAACGAUGCCUACGUCAUGCCCCACUGACAAGCGAAAGGUACAACAACGGGCUCGUCUAUGGGCAUCCAGCGAAGUGACCUGCAGUUCGCAAACAGUUUGAAGCUGCUGAGUGACGCCAUCAAGGAGGCCGAAGCGCAUCCAAAAAGGUCGGCUACAUCCAUCAACGUGGAUAUGCCGUCAGUUUGCUACUCCGGCAAACACCAGAGUGUUGCAGUCGCAACAUUUUGGGAGGACGUUUUGCGUUCGAUGGGUUUUGCGCGUUGCACAACCCAUAUCAAUCAGCAGUGGUACCUGUCAAAAAGGUUCUGCGGGAUCUGCGUGGAACGCGCGGCGCAUCCUACCGUAGCUGCCGUGACGAGAAUACAGAUGCGC
Messenger RNA from Effrenium voratum, 2419 nucleotides. The record is from the annotation of a GenBank genome assembly. NCBI's taxonomy places the organism in Eukaryota, Dinophyceae, Suessiales, Symbiodiniaceae.